AGACGCGCCGCGGAGGGGCGCGGACGAGGGAGCGAGGCAGGCAGCCCGUCGUGGGGGCGACGCGGGCGCUUCCCCGCCUCCCGCCGCGGCUUCUCCUGCCGCCGCGGCCUGCGCUCCCUCAGGCGCCGCCUCCCUUUCUGGAAACUUCUCCGCCUCCUCCGCUCGGCCCGCCCGUCCGAGGGGGCGCUCGAGAGGUGAGCGCGGGCCCGGCUGCCGAGCGGAGAGGCGAGAGGAAGCAGGCCCAGCGCCUCGACGGAGGAGGAGCCCCCGCCGCUGUUGCCGCCAAGCGCCGCCUGGCGAGCCCCGCUGCUGCUCCGGCCGGAUCGCCGAGGGAGAGAAGCGGCCCGUGCUUGCCCGCCCGCCGGGGAGGAGCCGCGGAAGCCGCCAUGACCGCCGAGGAGGGCAAGGCCGAGGCGAUGAGCGCCGCGCCGCCUCAGGAGGGAGAAGCGGCGGCCGUGGACGUCACCCCCGGCCGCGACGGCGGAGUCCUCAAGGUAAGCGCUCCGAGCUCGCGCCCGAGGCCUGCGGCGGGGGAAGCCGGACAACAGCCCCGCGGAGUAGGACAGCCGUGGUGACGCCUCCCGCCGCCCCGCACGUGAGAGCGGGACAGGCCUUGGAAGGAUCCCGGGAGGCGAGGCCCAGGGAAUUCCCGGGAAGGUGCGCCCUGAGUGUAGGAGAAGGUGGUCUGGAAGGUGCCCGAGGCAUGCGGAGGAGGGAGUCGCUGUUCCGUUUGCUCCCGGGAGGGAAGGGUCAGACUCGGGCUUCAAAUCCAUUUCAGUGUUUAGGCUCAAGAACUUGCGGAGUAGCAGCAGAGUGCCUCUGAGCAUGUGCAGAAUGCCCUUCUCGCCCCCGAUUUGUAUCCCGGCAACUUUUCCUGGCCUGCGCUUUUAACAACAUGAGAAUGAGGGUACGAUGUGCGUCUCCCCCGUCCUACGCUGUCACUUCCCUUCCUAAAUUUCUGUAUUGCCAAGAUAGCUGUUCUUACCUGUCACUAAAUGGCCACCCUACUAGAUACUGUUGAUUUUAUUCACCCUACAUGUAUAUUCCCCAAGUGAUAGAUAGAUAUCUAAUCAAUCACUUGGGGCAGCUUACAACAAAUUGAAAUCACAGUAUUACCCUGAAACAAAAACAUUAUGCAGUAAAAUACAAUGCAGGAAAAGGAGGUGUAACAGAUAAAAACCAAUUCAGUAAGCAGCCUUGGCAAGAUAAUGCACCUAGGCAGCAGCCUCACAGGUCACAGGAGUUUGGUCUUUAUUUUUUCCUGGAAUGCAUGGAUCACUUCAGACCACUGAGUGUGUAUGGAUGGAUGAGGGGGUAGUGACACCUAAAUUAAGACAUGACUUGCAAAGGAAUGAAGUGCAUAUUGAUGAGGGUUGGUAUAAUUGCUUCUCUUGGUGGUGCCUUAUGUUUCUUUAACAUCCACUUAACUGUGUGUUGCACACAGGUAGGCCCUGCCAUGACCAACUACAAGUUUCCUACAACACUACUUUCCGGAGGGGUAGUCAGUUACCAGAUCACAUCAUGCAGAAGAGGCUUAAUUCUUCUCAGUGGUUACAUAUCGGCUUCUGUGUUAGAAUAAAAUAGUGCAGACCACUGUGCAGAAUACAGACCCUUGUGAGCAGGCAGGAGAGUUGCAUAUGCAUCAGGUUGCUGAACCACUCUGGGUGGUAGCAAAGGAAUAUUGUGUUUUGCUUUAGCUUUUAUUUAAACUUAUAUUUUAUAGGUUCCUUAAAAUUAGUAGAAAUCAAAAAACAAAACUUGGAUGGACGAUUGAUGUAUUUCUAUUUCCAAUUAUUGCUUGCAAAUUAAACCUGCAAAGUAUUUUGUAUUGUAAGCCGCUCUGUGAUCUUCAGAUGCAGGGCAGUAUAGAAAUAUCGUCAUUAUCUUUAUUGUAAGAAGCUGUUUAUAUUACUGUUCUUUAGAUAGAAAUUGAAGUUGACUCACCCAAAAUGUACAGAGGUUGGUAUUUGAUCUAGUUCAGAUCCAAGUCUGAUUUGUUCAUCAGUGUGCCUCUUGUAGUGAUAUUAUGACACCUGACAAGUAUGAACCUUUGUGAAUCACAAUUUGAAAAUGAAACUAAAAGUUAACCACUGCAGUCUUUUGUGGAAUGACAUAAACUAAGACGCACGUGCCUUAAACUGAAAUUAUAUCCCUUAAAACUGCAGACAUCAAAAUAAACCCAGAGCUUGAAAGGCUUCCAACAGUUUCUAGGGAAUAUGGACUGUGCCUUUUUUAUUGCAGUUGUUUUAGAUUAGUGUGUUAAAGGGCAGCACCAGGAACUGGGGUCAGAAACAGACUAGCAGCCAGUGAAGAGUUGCACAGCCACUUUCUGCACUAGCUGCAGUUUCUGAUCUGUCUUCAAGGAUAGCUCCAUCAUACAGUGCAUUUCAGUACAGUGGUACCUCGGGUUACAAAUACCUCGGGCUACAAACACUUCGGGUUACAGACUCCACUAACCCGGAAGUAGUACCUCAGGUUAAGAACUUUGUCCCAGGAUGAUUUCAGAAAUCACGCGGCAGCGGGAGGCCCCAUUAGCUCAAGUGGUACCUCAGGUUAAGAAUGGUUUCAGGUUAAGAAUGGACCUCUGGAACUAAUUAAGUUCGUAACCAGAGGUACCACUGUAGUCUUAACUCAGAAGUUGCCUGAGCGUUGAUAACUGUUUGGUCACUCUAUCCCUUGAUUAAAAGUCACUUUUUUCUGAAAACUGACCAACUCAAGUCAAUUGAUGAGCCACAGAGACAUGAACAGGUAAGAAGGGGCAAGAGAGAAGCUACUAAUUAAGGAACAAUAGCUCUGAAAAGCCUCUAGCACCAGUCUUCAUUAUGUAGGCUGGUGCCACAAUUGUGUUUUAAGACAAAAAUCGCCAAAAAUGUUUUUAAAAGGAUGGGAAAGUAACAUGGGAAUCACCAGGAUAUACAGUGGUACCUCGGGUUACAUACGCUUCAGGUUACAGACUCCUCUAACCUAGAAAUAGUACCUCGGGUUAAGAACUUUGCUUCAGGAUGAGAACAGAAAUUGUGUUCCGGCGGCAGCGGGAGGCCCCCUUAGCUAAAGUGGUGCUUCGGGUUAAGAAUAGUUUCAGGUUAAGAACGGACCUCCAGAAUGAAUUAAGUACUUAACCCAAGGUACCACUGUAACACAUUGCUGAUGUCAUCAGAAUUUCCUGUAAAAACAUAAUGAUUAAAGGAUGUUAUUUCAAAUUAAAUAGCAUGGAAGCAGUCUUAUUUUGCAAAACUAAAUUCUGGAUUUCUAAAGAUUAUACUCCCCAAAAGGGGGUUAGGGAGCAAAAAGUCAAAAAAGGCCUAGGAUUUUGUUUUGUGACAACAGAACAGAUCAAAUGGUAAAGGAAUGGGCUGCUAUCAUAGGAGUUGGAAGGGAUCCUAAGGGUCAUCUAGUCCAACCCCCGCAAUGCAAGAAUCUCAACUAAAGCAUCCAUGACAGCGGGCCAUCCAACCCUCUCUUUAAAAACCUCCCAAGGAAUAAGAGUUCUACACUUUCCAAUACAGUGGUACCUCGGGUUAAGUAUUUAAUUCGUUUCAGAGGUCCGUUCUUAACCUGAAACUGUUCUUAACCUGAAGCACCACUUUAGCUAAUGGGGCCUGCUGCUGCUGCCGUGCCGCCAGAGCACGAUUUCUGUUCUCAUCCUGCAGCAAAGUUCUUAACCUGAAGCACUACUUCUGGGUUGGCAGAGUCUGUAACCUGAAGCGUAUGUAACCUGAAGCAUAUGUAACCUGAAGUACCACUGUAGUGUCUGUUCCACUGCCACUGUUGGUUCCACCAAUUGCAGCAAACGCCCCUCCGUAGACCCCAUAACCAUCAAAAUGUAGCAGAUCCCACCUCUCUGUGUAACACCAUGCUCAAAAACUUCCACGGGUUAUCUAAGGUAAAAUUUUGAGACUCAGGCAGAAGUUGAACAAAUAAGAAAGAUUUGUUUUACAGAACAAAGUUGGCAGAACAAAUGAUGUGUCAGGAAAUGAUUAACUUAAUAAUUAUGCUAAAUAUCGUGGAUGCUACAGGGUUCUAAACAAAGUAGUAAAUGCACAGCUUUUAAACUUCAGUUGCUUAUUUUCAGUUACUACUCUUCAGUUAGGUGUUACAGGUUUCUAGACUAGAAAGUAAAUGUUCAACUUAUUUCUAGUUAGGUUACUUCAAUUUCUUAAAACGUAAUGGCAUAGGUGUUAAAUGCAUUUGUUCUUAAACAAGGUCAGUUUUUGUCAGUUUCCCAACCUUCUACCAAUCACACUCGUGAGGUACUUCUGGCAGUAUAACAAACCCAGGGGGUCACCACACCCCUCUUAACUUCUCCUUCUAGAAUAUCUCUCUCCUCCUGACUGAAAUGAGACUCCUUGUAUGGAGGUACAGUGGUACCUUGGUUAUCAAACGUAAUCCGUUCCAGAAGCCCGUUCCAAAACCAAAGUGUUCCAAAACCAAGGUGCGCUUUCCCAUAGAAAGUAAUGCAAAACGGAUUAAUCUCUUCCAGACUUUUAAAGGCAACCCCUAAAAGAGCAAUUUAACAUGAAUUUUACUAUCUAACGAGACCAUUGAUUCAUAAAAUGAAAGCAAUAAACUAUGUACUAUAAAGUAAAUAAUGCAGUACUGUAGAUGAUAAAAAUUUAAUUUAAUUUUUUUUCCCUUACCUGCACUGAUGAUAGUCAUUGUUUGGAUGGGGGGGGGGGCUAUUAUCUAUUCCAGCAGUCACACAAUCAAUCAGUCAGUAGCUGAACUGGGUUCCAUACAGGCACAACAUCAAAUUAACCCAAAAAACCUCAAAAACAAAAACGCAAAAUAAAUAGCAGAAACAAAAGCACCAAACUUAAUCUGUUCCGGAAGUCCGUUUGACUUCCAAAAUGUUUGAAAACCAAGACGCAGCUUCUGUUUGGUGCAGGCGCCCAGGAAACUAGCCGACAGCCGCAUUGGACAUUCGGCUUCUGAAAAGCAUUCGAAAACCGGAACACUCACUUCUGGGUUUUCGGCGUUUGGGAACCAAGGUGUUUGAAUGCCAAGGCAUUUGAGAACCAAGGUCUUUUUUCCACUUUCAGUUUCUUGAGUUGUUUAGUGGCAGGAAACAAACAAACAAAAAAAGGAUAUAAGAAUAUAGGAAUAUAUUCUGAUGUAUUCCGUAUAUCCCUCCUAUAUAAGGAUAUAGGAAUUCCUUUCCUACCGUCCAUUGUGAUCUUUAUUGUUUUUUUCCACAACAGACGGUGGUACUCACAGAUUUUCAAAUUAUAGAUUUUCUCCAUCAGAUGGAGGGGGCUGGUCUCCCAUUACAGUUUCCUGUCCCUAACAUAUUUUGAAGGGUUUUAAAAAGAGAGGGUGCAGUUUUUUUCUUUCUUAUAAGGUGAUUAUGUGGUGUUUGGUCAUGAGGGCAUUCUCCUCGACUUGCAGAAAAAUGGCUUUGAUCCAAGCCUCUUGAGAUCAGUCUUAUCUCCAGAUUGGUUUAAGAGCCAGGCUAUUUGACUAUUAGCAAUCACCAUGUGAUUAUCUUCUGUCAGUUGGAGCUAGUGGAACAAUUUCCAAACCCCUAUGCCUCUCUCCCAGAAGCCAGUGUCCCUUUUUGAUGGGUGGUUCCCAUUUUGGGAGAUUGGUAAGUUCUGGAUGGGGUUGCACUCCCUCUGAAGGAUGCUCCUGGAUACAUCUUUGUCAACAGAGGCCCAGGUGUCCUCUGUGGCUAGGAAGGCCUUUUACCGGCCUCAUCUGGUUUGAGAGCUAGCGCCAUUCCUGGACGUGAAUAGCCUGGCCGUUGUUGUCCAUGCUUUGGCUGGCUAUAAAAGGUAAAGGGACCCCUGACAGUUAAGUCCAGUCACAAACGACUCUGGGGUUGCGGCGCUCAUCUUGCUUUACUGGCCGAGGGAGCCAACGUUGGUCCACAGACAGUUUUUCUGGGUCAUGUGGCCAGAAUGACUAAGCCGCUUCUGGCAAAACCAGAGCAGCGCACAGAAACACUGUUUUACCUUCCCACCGGAGCGGUACCUAUUUAUCUACAGUGGUACCUCAGGUUAAGAAUUUAAUUCGUUCUGGAGGUCCGUUCUUAACCUGAAACUGUUCUUAACCUGAGUACCACUUUAGCUAAUGGGGCCUCCCGCUGCUGCCACCGCCGCGCGAUUUCUGUUCUCAUCCUGAAGCAAAGUUCUUAACCCGAGGUACUAUUUCUGGGUUAGCGGAGUCUGUAACCUGAAGCUUCUGUAACCCGAGGUACCACUGUACUUGCACUUUGACGUGCUUUCGAACUGCUAGGUUGGCAGGAGCUGGGACCAACAACAGCAGCUCACCCCGUCGCAGGGAUUCAAACCGCCGACCUUCUGAUCGGCAAGCCCAAGAGGCUCAGUGGUUUCGACCACAGCGCCACCUGCGUCCCCCUUGUCUGGGUAUAAAUGUGCUGUUAUGUGGGGCUGCCCUGGGGUCUGGUUUGGAAGCUCCAGCUGGUGCAGAACGUGGUGGUCAGACGGCUGCUGGGAGCUGCUGGUUGGCAACAUGUGACACCAUUGUUAAAAGAGCUGCCCUGGCUGCCAAUCUGCAACUGAGUCAGGUUCAAGGUUCUUGUAUUGAUUUAUAAAGCCCUUUGAUUGAUAUAUAUGUCAAUCAUGAUACAGUGGCAUACAAAUACUUUAUAAACAAACAAACAAACAAACCCUUCAAGCAAUCAAGUGUAUUCUCUGUGGGUUAUUUAUUCCUUACUAUAUUUUCUUCGCCAUAAAACAGAUAUUUAAAGAGCAGUUGGUUGAGUGAGUCUGAAUACCUUAAAACUUCCCAGAAAGUACUACAUUUGUAGAUACCAGAGUGAAUGGCACCUGCUGUUUCCCAAACUUUUACCUGUGUUAAUGAAUGUGAGCACAAAAACAGAAGAGGGUAAGAGUUCUGCUUUUAUUAACAUGGAUUGUGGAAACAGAACUUAGUAUGCUUAGUAUAAUUGGAAGACAGGGAAUUGGAAGCCCUCCCUAUUUCUUUUCAGCCUCUUUAAUAUCUUUCUUACGGUUCCUUUUUCUUUUUCCUCCUCCUUGUUAUACUUACGUUUUGUUCUGUAAUUUGAAGUUCCCUAUCCCAAGAUGAAGGGCCCUCUGUGAGGGGCAAGGCAAAGAGAAUCUCCCAGAGUGAGAGGCUGGGGGAAUAGGGUGAGGCUCCCAGGUGAGAGCCAGGAGGGCUCACUUUUCUGUGUGUGGAAUAAGGGUUAAGACUGAAUUUUGAUAGAGGAUUUUGUAAGUUCCUUUUCUUUUUUUCUCCUCCUUUGCUCAUCUUCCCCCCCAUCUUUUUCUUGUUUAAAUUAGUGUGAUUUUUAUUGUAGCUUAUGUGGAAAAUUUUCAAUAAAAAUUGAUUUUUUAAAAAAGAACUUAUUCUGUGUUCAUUCUAAUUGAUAAAUACUAAAUUUAAGGAGCACACUGUAAAAAUCCAGCAAUUUUGGCUGCUGGCACGUCUUUAGUGCUGAAGCUGGUGGUGACAGAGUGCUCCUUUUGUAUUCCUUCUCUGUGUGCACACCUGUCAGUUUGGAGAAAAGUCAGUGAAGAAUAACUUUUUUUGGAGCUGAUGAACCUGUGUAAUAGUAAUCAUGAGUUGCUUAAGUUUGCAAGGGGAGGAAUCUGCUGCUGUAGAGUUUGUUUCUUUUUUUGUGGAAAUCUUCAACUCAUGUCCCAGAACAGCCAUGGCUCCCUACGCAGCCUUGAAGCUCACUUGUGGUAGUUAAUCUUACCUGUAGUUUAGCCUACUUUGUAAAGUUUUGCAGAAAUUAAAUUAUGCUACCACCACCCCUAGAAAAAUAAUGUACAAGGCACAAACAUUGUACUUUUCUCCCAUUUACAUGAGAUCCAGUUCUUAGUUUGACUAUACUGACUGUAUAAAGCAGUCAUAGCUGAAGAGUCAUGCUAGAGGGCUCUACUUGGACAGAUGUCCAUUUAACAGCUGUGCUGUUCCAAAAACAUUUGUAAUUCCUGAAUAGUUCAAAGGUGGACUAAACAUCACUAUAAAACUGAGCUGAAGCUCUGACAGUGGAAUGAUCUAAGUAGAGAAUGGAGUGUUGCUAGUUUCUUUAAUAUGGUUUUGUGUAUUUAUCAUCACAAUUUUCUCAUGCAGAACUGAUCACAAAAUCUCAUUUUAUAGUGAGGGUUUGUGAACUGAAGCCUAGUAACUUAGAGGUGCCGUUAGCUGCAGUCAAGAUGCCUUAAAUCUUUAACAGCAGGAAAUGGAAUUUUGCAGUGUUGAUUACAUUCAAAAACAGUGAAGUACAACCCAACCCUUUAACACUUGUUGAAUGAAUAAAAUAAAAUAGUGGUAAAACUAGUAUCAGAUGGCAUUGCCACAGCAAUCUGUAAAAUCUUUCUUAACAAACUUGGUUUACUUCUCAGGGUAGCAUGGCUUCCUAGUAGUUCAUAUAAAUAUUGUUUUGUUUCCCCCGCUACAGAUUAUCAAGAAAGAAGGGACAGGGACCGAAUCACCCAUGAUUGGUGAUAAAGUGACUGUUCACUAUAGUGGGUGGCUUCUAGAUGGCACAAAAUUUGACUCAAGCCGGGACAGAAAGGACAAGUUCUCGUUUGACUUCGGCAAAGGUAGUGUGUUCUAUGCCUUGUACACAAUAACAUGAUCUCUUCAAUAGCAUUUUUAAAGAGUGAUGCAUUGCAUAUUCCAUAUUAAAUGUUGAUCCUCUUCUUAAGUUGCAGUGUAAAAUGUUCGUUGUCCUACACUUUUGUAUAUAAUUGUCUUCUCAUUAUGGGAACAGAAUUUAAUUGUUAUGUGGUUUCAUAAAUACAGUUGAAUAGAAGCCACAAUAGCAUAUGCAGGUUUGCUUUCACAAUUGUUGUUUGUCAGGAAUGCCACACAGGCUAUUUUCACUUGUUGCUCUGUUAAAUAGAAAUGUAUCAAGCUAAUACGAUGAGUAUAAAUUGUUAGGCACAACUACAGUUUGCACAAAUAUAAGUGUAAUGAAGUACCGUAUUUUUCGCCCUAUAGGACGCACUUUUUCCCCUCCAAAAAUGAAGGGGAAAUCUGGGUGCGUCCUAUGGGGCGAAUGCAGGCUUUCGCUGAAGCUUGGAGAGCGAAAGGGGUCGGUGUGCACCAACCCCUCUCGCUCUCCAGGCUUCAGGAAGACAUCCGCAGCCUGCUUCCCGGAGCGUCGGGCGCCCUGAAAGCAGAGCGCCCGGCGCUUCGGGAACACAUCCGCAGCCUAGGCAGCCCUUCGGGAGGUCCCACAGGGCUCCCCACGCUGCAGAUAGCAGCCUGCCGCCCGGCGGGCGAGGCGCCCUGAAGCAGAGCGCCCCGCGCGCCGGACAGACAUCCACAGCGUGGGGAGCCCUGCAGGAGUUCCCCGCAGGGCUCCCCACGCUGCGGAUAGCAGCCUGCCGCCCAGUGGGCUGGGUGCCCUGAAGCAGAGCGCCCCUCGCGCCGGGCAGACAUCGGCCAGCCCCACAAGCUCGGGGGACAGCAGGGAGGCACAGCGCCGCCAUCCCGCUAUUCCUCGACCUGGUUCGGUUUCCCCGACCUGCUUUUGGGGGGGAAAUAAAGGGAAACAUUUUUUCCUUUAUUUCCCCCCCCAAAAAACUAGGUGCGUCCUAUGGGACGGAGCGUCCUAUGGGACGAAAAAUACGGUAUAAUAUGUACAAAAAGCUUUGGCCAGGGACAAUUUUGAGCAUAGAAGUGAUGAGGUUCUUAAGGUGAAGCCAAUUAUUUCCCCUCAGCAGAGUUCCAUUUUUUAUGUUUAAUGCCUCAAAUACAUAUCUGGAGAGGCAAAAUCAUCUUGAAUGGAGGGUGGUUAUUUGGAGCAGGAAAAACAGCUUUCUGGGACAGAGUUAAGUACCUAUUCUACCCUGCUGCCAUGGACGAGGUUCCAUUGAUGGAGAAAGGAAGUAUCAGCCAUACCUCUAGAGAUAUUUGGGAGAAAGUCCUGUUUCCAGAGAGAAGAAGGUUCUGAAGUCCAUAUUCUGUUCUAGUCUCUAUUACUGUGACAGCAGAACUGAGCUUACAAUUUUUGUUGUUUUAAAUUACCUGCCACAAUUAUUGUUCUCUUAAAGCAGGGUUUCCAAAACUUGGGUCUCCUACUGUUUUUGGACUACAAUUCCCAUCAUCCCUAGCUAGCAGAAACAAUGAUCAGGGAUCAGCUUUCCAAAAACAGCUAGAGUUCCAAAUUUGGGAAACCCUGUUUUAAAGUAUUCCAGUACUUUUAGUAAUAAUCUGUGAACUUCCUCUUCACUUUUUCUUCUUCAACAUUCCUAAUAUGGAUAGACAAGUGUCAAAGAGGUGUCCUGAUUCUUUAGUUCAGUUGGAGUUUGUGACCUUCUUUGGGGCUUAUCCCUGCAAUGUAUUUGCUUUUUGCUAGCAGAGAGAAUGUGGAUAAAUGACUACUGAUGACAGCAGCUUCUUACAGGUGCUUGCUUUUUAGUAAUGUGGCCAAAUUCUUCUUUUUAGGUGAAGUCAUCAAAGCUUGGGACAUCACCGUGGGAACUAUGAAACUUGGAGAACUUUGUCAAAUAACUUGCAAACCAGAAUAUGCCUAUGGCUCUGCUGGCAGUCCCCCUAAGAUACCUCCCAAUGCCACACUGAUUUUUGAGGUAAGCCAGGGAGGCUGUUCUUUCAUCUGUAGCAGAAGCAGGACAACUGCUGUCCAAAGCAGCUGUUCAUGUUUGCCAAGGCUAAAAGCUGAACAGCUGGUGCCAAAGGCAGCAGAAUCAAUGAGUCCCUGUAGAUAUGGAACUUGGUUGGCGAAAACAGAACAAUAUUUGAAGAGUACAGGCCCUGUAUUACCUUUGUUGUAAGAAAUGAAAUAACAGAUUUAUUCAUUCAAGUUUACUGCUGUAAGUAUAAAACCAAAUUCAGAAAUAAAACAGAAAAGUUGACCAAGUGAUAGAGUAAAAGAUCUCAAUGUAAUUAAAACAUAGAAUCUUAGAGUCUUCAAAAUGUCUUUCCGGUAAAAAUGGUUUAGUCAGCCAUACAAACUGCAAGAGAAACGGCUGAAAAGAGAGUUCAGUUUGAGGGCUCUGCCUUUUGCCUUCCUGCACCUGCAUGUGAAGCAGAACUGAUGGUCUUAGCAUGUGGUAAUGGAAAGGGACUCAAUUGGGAAGAGGCAUUCUCCUAGGUACCCAUUCCAAUAUUGCAUUAGCUGAAUACUCCUUUCAUAGUUCUGGUCACUGGGCUAGCUUUUCAAUAAUUCUUUUUUUUUUUUUCCCUUGUUCAUUUUUAUUUUAACUUCAUUUUGUAUCAUACAUGUUCAAAUUAUCUGUUUCAAUUCCCCACCCCCACCCUGGUUUUAAAGUAGGGUUACUUAAAAUAAUAAUAAUAAUAAUAAUAAUAAUAAUAAUAAUAAUAAUAAUAAUAAUUAAUACCUCUUUAGAUAAUGCUACUUUUCCUCCUACUUUUCUGUGAUAAAGUCAACCCUUCACAAUUUCACCAUGGGCUAAAUCUGAAUUUGCAUUAUUUUGUUCAUUCCUCUAGAUAGAGCUGUUUGAGUUCAAGGGCAAAGACCUCACAGAUGAUGAAGAUGGUGGAAUUAUCCGAAGAAUUCGUAAGAAGGGAGAAGGCUACUCCAAACCCAACGAGGGAGCUAUGGUAGAGAGUAAGUAGCAGUAAAAAGAUGAUGGAUGGGGAUGUUGAGGCAGGUCCCAUAACAGACACUUUUUAUGCAUUUGGGAGCGUGAAUAAGUUUCUAAGUGCAUUGACUCCUUAAACCAGAAGUUUUUUGUUCUGUUAUCAAAGAACUUCCUUCAAAAAAAGAAAAGAAAAUGGCAUUAUGUUAAAAUUAGUAUCUGAAGUCCUGCUCUCCUGGUCUCAGCUAACAGGCAUCAGAGAUGAGCCCUUUUCUAUGGUGACCCUGCAUUGGAAGACUGUUCCCAGGAAAAGACCUUUCUUUGUUGGCUUUGGCAGAAUGGGGAACAUGUGGCCCUCCAAAGGUCCCGUCCCCCCAACUACCAUCAGUCCCAGCUAGCAUAGCUGAUGGCUAGGGAACAGAAAUUGUAUAUGGAGAUAUUUUUCUUCCUGUCCAUGUUUGGGUAAUUUUAUGGUGCUGAGUUUUUAUAAUUGUUCGGCUUUUACUAUUUUUAAUGUUGUAUUGUUAACUGCUUUAAUAUUCUGGAAUUUUAGUGUACCAUUACUUUUUGUUGACUGUGUUGCAAACCAUCCUAAAAGGCAUGGUUUGACUGUAUUAAGUAACUAUACCUCUGUCUCCUCUCAUACCAUGCUGGAUAAUCAUGCUUAGUAUUGACAUAGUGCUUUAAACUGCUGAGAGAGGAUAAUAUAUAUAAUCCCAGUAAUCCCGUCUAAACAUGCCAUUUUUUGUAUCAGUUGAGGUGGAAGGUCGGCAUGGAGACAGACUAUUUGACAAACGGGAGCUGCGGUUUGAAGUAGGAGAGGGAGAAAACUAUGACCUUCCUCCUGGCGUGGACAAAGCACUUCAGAAAAUGGAUAAGUUGGAAGAGUCCGUGGUGUAUCUCAAGCCCAGGUAUAUACGCCUUGCUUUGAAGCAAUCCUGAAACACCACUUUCUUGGGUGCAUGAGGCACAAGCUAUUGUUGCCACUGCAAAUAGACUCAGCUUUGGGGAUUGGGUAUAUCUGUAGGCAGUCUUAUGAGGUUGCUUAUUUAGAGGUGGGUGAUGUGAUGCCUUUCGAAGGAGGAAAAACAAGCAGAUCUGGAUCUUAGAAGCGUCUCAUUUCUUUCACAGCUAUGGUUUUGGAAGUGCUGGGAAACCAAAAUUUCAGAUCCCUCCAGAUGCAGAACUACAGUAUGAAAUCAAACUUAAAAGUUUUGAAAAGGUAAGCAAAGGAGGGGUUUCUUCUAAUGAAAAGGAGAUAGAAAGAGGGUUCACAUUAAUCCAUCCAUGAUAGGAUGUGUGUGGCAAAAGAAAUAGAAAUGUAUUACAAUAACUUGCAUAAAAUGAAGCUACAUUAUACUUUCCAACUUUUAUUAUUUUUAUUGAUUUAAACUUGUUUGUUCCAUGUGAAAUUACUAUUGUUUUUUGUUGUAAUAUAUCUGGAGCAGGUUAGGGUGGGGAUGGUUUUAAAAAUCCGCUGCUACAACCUUUGGAAUCCCUGGUGAAGGGUGGGAAUGGCCUCAUCCUGUUUGGGGGGUGGGUUUUUGAUACCGCCAGCUAUGCACACCGUUCCACAAUGGAAAGCCACAGCACAUCAAAAGGCUUCAUGGAGAGCAGCAUUGAAAGCGAAGGCCAGAAGCUCAAUAGCUUGUGACAGCUUUUGUAGUCAGUCAGGAACUUUUCCCUCACUCUCUCUCACAGUGUGAGAUUUCAGUUACAAACUCUGGGACAGGAAAUUUCCACUUGGGUGCAAAGGGGGUGCUCUUGGGUUGCAAAAUGCAACUGGCACCCAGUUAGUUUUGAACACUGGUUUGAUUUCACCCCCAGAGGCACACUCCGUUGUCUUUCGAGAAAGAUGGACGCCAGCGACAAUUAUACUUAAUGAAUGUAUAAAGUUUUCUUUAAAAAAUUAAUAAAUCAAGGUUGCUCUUAAUCCCAUCUUCCUUUCUGAUUGAUACCUGAAUGCUCUAGAGGAAUUUCCACCUAAUACUGCUAGUUCCCUGCCAGUCUUAGUCUCACUGUGGAAUGGUGGUGUCAUGACUCAGUGACCAGGAUAAACAAAUCAGAAGCAUUAGGGUUAAUGUCGGAGGAACUAGAGCAGAGGUCUGUUGAACCUAGGAGGCAGGAGGCUGCUGAACCUGUUCCCUCACACCAAAGCCAGGACCCUCACAAGCCCCUUUCCUUGGUCUUCAUAAACCAAGUUUCUCCCACACUUACCUCGCCAGCCCAACAGCACAGGGAAUGUACCUUAGUAGGAAGCCAGUGAGUAAAGGAGACGCACCACUUUUCAAGCCAGAGCCAUGUCUGCUCUCCCCAGGUCACACCAACAUGAACCCUGUUAUGCAUCCUCCUAACUGUUUUCACCAGGGUGAAGUAUGUCAUUAAACUGUGAUCAUGCCUCUUGCAUGCCUGCAUUGGAGAAUGGAAGGGUGUGUUUUGCGGGGGGGGGGUUGCUAUUGUGUGGCUGGAAGGUAUUCUGUACAAAAGACAAGAGUCACAUUUCAGCAUUUGUCUAAAAACUGGAAGAAAGGGAGAUUGGUAGAUCUCCCUGGGAAAGGAAUUCUACAACUGUCUUAUCUAUCACACAUAAAAUUAAAUUAUAUGAUAUAGCAGUUGUCAAAUUUAGGCUGCAAUCCUGUAGUUGUAUACCUUGGAGCAAGUGCUAUUGAACUCAGUAGGACUUCUGAGUAAACAUGGAUGCAGUUGCACUGUUAAGUAAUAAAUAAUAUAACCUUGAAAUAUUAUCACCUCACAUUUCAAAUCAGUAGUUUCUGAUUUGAGCUUUCAAUUUCAUCUCCAUGGAUUUCACAGAAAACUGUCUUACAUAAUUAUUAGAAAUCAUUCGGAGGACAUAAAGGGCGGGUAAAACAAAAUUUUGAAACCUUGUAUUUAGAAACUAUUUUACUCAGUAUUUUAAAAGAAAAUAGUUCAUAAAAACCCAAUGCCCCCAAUUUCUAUUUUUUCCAUUGGACAUAAUUGAGAGAAGACCACUGGAAAGAUGCUUUGUUGCACUUUGGCUGCGACAGGGAACCACGUUGCAGAUAGAUCUAGAAGCUAUAAAAACAGCAUAGCACAAUCUGAUGUUUUGGGAUACUGUAUAGGGAGAAGACCCAAAAAUAAAGGAAGGGACAGCAAGGCGCUAAAUGCUAAAUUUCUGCUGUGUGCAGCAUCGGCAUACGAGACGUACAGACAUAGCUCAAGAGAUGUAUUAUUCCUCUGACUUACAUUUAACUAGCCCUGAAUGUGGUGACCAGGUUACCCUUGCUUGCUGCUUUCAUUUUCUUGUGCCACAUCGUCAGUUUGUGGUUUAUGGCCAGCAGUAGAGGCAGUAAACUGACAUGUGUAUCUGCUUGCCUGGUGUCUCUCCACUUUACGCUUCUAUACAGUUACAUGCCAUUCUUCCAUAGAUGCCUUGUCUUCAAAAAAGCACCCCGUUGAUUGGUUUCUUUUUUGUCUGGACAGGCUAAGGAGUCGUGGGAGAUGAACACCAAUGAAAAGCUGGAACAAGGGUCCAUUGCAAAGGAAAAGGGCACUCAGUAUUUCAAAGUGAGUGUAAUAGGGGAUUUCAAACACCCCUGGCAGAUACUGAAGUAAUGUUGAGUGUGCCAUAUCUUUUGAUUUGCAUUCCUCUGAAAUUGUGGUAUGGGUGUAUGAUUGGAAUUUGGAUUAUUGAUGACUAAAAGCACUGUAUGUUGGAAUGGAAGGAAACUGUUUCCAAUGCUGAAACUUGCUUAUAGGUACCAUAGUCAUAAAAGUGAGGCCCAUAGUUUCACUAGCUCAUUCUAAUGCCCCAAAAUCUACCUGAGUGUGAUGUACAGCAAAGUUUUCAAAGCUUUAUUAAUCUAUAUUGUACUCUGCCUACGGCCAGAGCCGUCUUACCCAUAGGCGCUAGGGCUGCAGGGUGCCAUGCUCUCAGUGGCGCUAGGCCGAGAGUCCGGGGUCUUGACAGGCCAGUCUUGACAGACUCUAGGGUUGUGCGCCCAUCUCACUCAAGAGGCCGGGGGCCAGCGCUGUCCGGAGACACUUCCGGGUCACGUGGCCAGCGUGACAUCGCUGCUCUGGCGAGCCAGCGCAGCACACGGAACGCCGUUUACCUUCCCGCUAGUAAGCGGUCCCUAUUUAUCUACUUGCACCCAGGAGUGCUUUCGAACUGCUAGGUUGGCAGGCGCUGGGACCGAACAAUGGGAGCGCACCCCGCCGCGGGGAUUCGAACCGCCAACCAUGCGAUCAGCAAGCCCUAGGCGCUGAGGCUUUUACCCACAGCGCCACCCGCGUCCCAUGAGCUGAGGUAGAAUUCACGUUCUGCCCAACUAACCAUGCACGGCUACCUGCAACUAAAGCUACAUUAGAAUUUUUGCCCUAUUCUAGCUUCAGCUGAACAUAAUGGUGACAUUAUGUCAGCCUGCCUGCUGAUCUGCUGGGUAGGGAAUAUGGCCCUCUAAUCCAUUUGAGUCUGAUGCCAUACUGAUUGCAUUCCAGGAGGGAAAAUACAAACGGGCAGCAUCACAAUACAAGAAGAUAGUGUCAUGGCUGGAACAUGAAACAGGACUCUCGGAUGCAGAGGAAGCAAAGGCCGAGAGCUUGAGACUUGCUGCCCAUCUGAACCUGGCCAUGUGCCAUCUGAAGCUGAAGGAGUAUUCCCAGGCCUUGGAGAACUGCAACAAAGUAAGCAGCACUUUAGAUAUCCAGGAAUGCAGGCAGGAGUGUCAGCCAGUAAUAACAAGCUUCCCGGGCCGUGCUGUGAUUGAAGAUGUGCAAAGGAUACCCAAAUGGUACCCUUUAUUGGACUGGUGAUAUAGUGUGUAUGUGGGUUUAAAAUAAUAAAAUCCUUUUAUUUGUGAAGCUGUUUUCAGACCAGUUGGUUUUCCAGCUAACACAGCAGCUGCUGCACUCCUGUGACAUGAAAAACUGAGUUGCAAAAGCUGAAAAUGGGAAUACUAUUCCAUAAAACUUUAAUUAAUUGUAUAUUCAUGGCCUGUGCCAAGUAGGGGAACUUGAGAAGAACUCACUAGCUUAUCUCCUUUCUCUUCUCUUAUUGUAUCCCCAGUAUGUGCAAAUACCUCCCUGCUGAUAUAGAAGAGGAUAAACAAACUAGUGUCAUAUGUGAACAGCUUUCCAAAGCUGGAUUGCGCCCCUAAAACUGCCCUAACCCCACUAGUUACAGAAUGGAUGCCCAGGCAGAUUGUGUGCUGUCUGACUCAGAACACCCCUUCCCCCAACAUAUUCCCACUCCCCAACUGCUGUAAAACUAAAUGAAGGGGAGGCGGGAAGCUAAGAACAGCCUUUGUAAUCUGGGCAUUUGUGUGGGGAAAUGGCUGAAAGUCGCUCAGUGAAUACCUUUCCAACCCGACCUAUUUUGAGUCGGAAAGGGUGGUGAGCUGAAAAACAGUCAGAGAUGGAAAGUUAAGCAGCCAUUUUCUCCCCCAAACUCUUGUUUUGGCCGUUCAAUUCUCAACAUCCAAAAGCUGCUUUUAAAUCUGCUUUUGCUUUAAAAUGGUUUGGGAGAAGAUGCUUACACCGUACCCAGUUUAGGCCCUUGCCUCCCAUUAGCCACUGAUAAACCACUUCUCCAUGAAUUUGACUAAUCUUUUUUACCUUGAAUCUAUCUAAGCUAUUGGCCAUCGCACCUUGUGAGUGAGUUGUGAAUAGCGUAGAUGGAGUCAAAUAAUGAGAAGGCAGAUUGACAGAGGAGAGGUCUAUCCAUCCAUACGAACUAUAAUGGCAGAACCUAUACUUUGGAAGACCAAGGAGCAAAUAGAAGCAGCAGGGGAAGAGAUUCAUGCUGAUCAUCUGGCUGGUCACUGCUGAGAACAGAAUGCUAAAAUAGCCUCAUGCAGCAGAGCAGUUCUUUUUCUGUAUCAAUACUUUUCUUCCCAGUCCCCCAAGCAAGCACAUGCUUCCUCUUUUCUCUUUGCUGCUGCUCCCUCCCUCCCUCCUUCUUUGGAUAAGUGAGGCUGCUGCUGUAUCUCAUCCCCUCCCUCUCUAAGGCUGCUGAGCUGUAUCUGUCACACAUAAACCUUUAAGAUGUUUUAGGUCUCUUACUGGAGGUCUUCACCACAUUUUGAGAGCCUAGGUUAUAACAAGUACAUUAUACUCCAUUUUGUGUUGAAACACAACAUUUCCUUUAAGUGCAUGCUUCAAAAGCACCAGAGAUGUCUAGCUGUAUGUUCUCACGAUGAUGUUUGGAUAUUUUUCCUAAUAUUUUUCCUUUACCUUGUCUCACCUGCCUGCCAGGCUCUGGAGCUAGACAGCAGCAACGAGAAAGGCCUUUUCCGCCGUGGGGAGGCUGAGUUGGCUGUCAAUGACUAUGAACUAGCCAGAGCAGAUUUCCAGAAGGUGCUGCAGCUCUACCCAAGCAACAAAGCAGCCAAAGCGCAGCUAAUAAUUUGUCAGCAAAAGAUCCGUGAGCAGCAUGAGAGAGAAAAAAAGAUGUAUGCCAACAUGUUUCAAAGACUUGCAGGCAAGGAAGCAAAGGUAAGCAGGAGUGUUCUGCAGAAUCACACCUACAUUUUCACCAGUAAACAAAAUAGUCUUGUCUUCACCCAAACUUGUAUACUAUAAGAGGGCGAUUUCAUUUUUCUCUAUGGAUUGUCAGUGUUUCAGCAGUUUUCCUAAAAUACAUUCCUCUUGGAACAUAUUUAGGUGCUCCCAAGCCAUUCCUUACUUUUAAACCGUCUUAAGUCCCCAGCUCCCUGGGUGGUCAUGAGAUGAGGGUGGUUACUUUUUCCUCUCUUGAAAAAGUACCUUAAGCUACAGGAAGAAUUUGGAAGAGGGACACUCUUUCCCAUUCCAUCUUUCAGCUCUACGUGCUGAACAUCUACUGGAUCCAACUUCUAUCCAGAUCCCUUAAAAGUGAAGUGUGUGACCCACUUUCUCCUUUUGGGUGGGGGAGCUGAUCCAGGGGAGCGGGGGGGAAGUGAUCAUAGGAGAUGGUACUUGCAGCACUUGCUCAAAAAUUAAAAUGUGCUCUCAGGCCUCAGAAGGUUGACAGCUCCCGAUGUAAGCCCUCUGUUAGUUGUUUCAUAACUCUUCAAUUUGGAUUAUAUUCCUUUGGUUUAGAAGAUUACUGUAUUAAAAACUGGGGAACCCUGCUUUAAUAACACUCAUGCAACUUAAGAGGUGAGAUUCCUUCUUACCGUAUUUUCCUCUGCCAUAUCUUUUCCGUAGGUGGAAGCUGAUGCAGUCUGCAGAGAAGAGACAGAAAUGAAAGAUGACAAACAGAAUGGAGUUGAAGAAAAAGCAGAUGAUGUAGAAGCUUGAAGCUGAAAUGCAGUUCUGUUAGUUUUGUAAAACUGAAGAAUUUCCAGUGAACUAGACCUUUAUUUUUCUAUCUGAUUGAAUAAGAGGCAGGGGCUGGGGCUAUGGUGCUGCUUUAUGUCUGUCUGCAUAGGAAAUGUGAGUGGCAGAGCAGACCUGGAGUAAUCUUAGGGACGUUAUUUAUUCAAUCAUGCAUUCUGACUUGGUUGCUCUUGAUCUUGGGAAUUCUAUCAGGAUCAUUUCCUCCUUAGUUCCAUUUUGUUUUUUCACUGACAUCUCUCUUGGGUUCCACUUUAAUCUAAUCCCAAAUCCCACUCUUCACUUUGUUUCUUUGGCCUUUUUUUAAAGUUCUUACCCACAAUAAGGUAAUUGUAUGGGAGACUUAUGAACAAACAAAACCACUAUGUCCCUUCUACUAUAGCCUCAUCCUGUCUUAUUUCCUCUGUCAACACAAGCAUCCUUCUCCCAUGGGCAAGUGUUGUCACCUUUCUUGUAAUGCCUCCCCUUUUGCACAUUGCUGAAGAUUAAGACUGUGAGGUCCAAAGCUUGAGCAAUAAAGUACCAAAAAAAAAGAAGGAAGUGUUGAGUAGAUGCCAUGUUCUGUGAAACUUUGAAUUAAACUACCACGAGGCGUUCACACAGCAUCCAUAAAAACAGUGCUGAAACACACCAGCCAGAGAGCAACACCUGCAUUCUAGCCGUGAAUGGAAAGAUGCAAUCCAUGCACAUCAGGAGCAGCCAAUGCCCACCCCCAGUGUCCUUGGAAAGAAUGGUAAAUUGCGAUACAGUGCCCUUUGGAGGCAUUUGCUGGGCAAUGGCUGCAAACCAGGCUAGGAACUCCACCAGUCCCUGUGGCAGUAGUAUUAAAAACAAACAAAACAAAACAAAACAAAACGAACUGAGGAAGGAAACCUGUGUUGCCAACCCCACCCUACAUAAUUAUACUGGUUAUCCCUUAAAAAAUGUUUUAAAAAUAAUUACACUUAUGCAGCUGUGUAAUGGGACUGUGAGGCACCAUACUGGAGUAUAUGGUGGUGUGCCAUAAUUUACUGCAGAAUCGAUGAAAUAUUGGGGUCCAUUCGGUUUUGAGUGGAGAAAAUGGGAUGUCGGGGGGGCGGGGGAGAAUCUCCCCUGGGUUAAAUUGGAGUAUGUUGAUUUAUACUAGCUCCUCUUUCAUCUUUGCCAGAGGUAGGAGCAACAUCUGAGGAAGAUUAUUUCUCACUUGUUCCCCAUGUGUAUUAGGUCUGGCCUAAUACACAUGAGUCUAGCACACAUUUUCAGGCAAACAGGUCUGCCAUCCUGUUUUAACACAAUAAGCUCAAAUUAAAUCUUAACAUUUAUUGAACCCAAGCGUUUAGCAUGCACACACCUGAGAAGCAGCAGAUGGGAAUUCAAGUGCCACCAGGAGGAAGAGGGACAUAUAAUACUCUAACUUCAAAAUGUCAGAACAAAAGAUAGGGGCUCCUGAAACUUAACUCAUAUUGUAGCAACCCUGGUCCUGAAUGUAACUGUGCCCCUGAAGGACCACAGGUGCGCAGCCUGGGAGCCAUUUUGGACUCACAGCUGUCCAUGGAGGCACAGGUUGGUCUGUGUCCAGGGCAGCUGGUCUACCUGCUCCAUCUGGUACGAGGCUAUGACCCCACUGCCCGCAGACUCAUCUUGCCACAGUGGUGCAUGCCUCAGCUAUUCCUACCACUGCAAGGUGCUCUACAUGGGGCACCUUUGAAGGCAACUUGAACUGCAAUUAACCUGGUAAUGCGGCAGCGCCACUGGUGACUGGGGAGGCCACAGGACCAGUGAGUAACACGGGUUCAGAGACCGCCAGCCCACGCUCCGGCACAGACUCCUCUCAAAGUGUUGGUGCUGACUUUGUAAGCCCUAACGCUUCGGUCCUGUAUACCUGAAGGAGCGCUCUACCCCAUCGUUCAGCCCGGACACUGAGAUUCAGCGCCAGGGCCUUCUGCAGUUCCCCAUUGUGAGAACUAAGGUUUCAGGGAACCAGACAGAGGGCCUUCUCUGCAGUGGUGCCUGCCCUGUGAAACGCCUCCCAGCAGAUGUCAAGGCAAUAAACAACUAUUUUACUUUUUAAAAGACAACUGAAUGUUCUUAGGUAAAGUUUUAAUGUCUGAUGCUGUACUGUUUUUAAUAUUCAGUUGGAAGCCGCCCAGCCAGAUGGGCAGGGUAUAAAUAAUAAAUUAUUAUUAUUAUAUUACAAGCUCUACAGAAGAGCUCCCUUGCCACCAGCCAGAGCUGCAGACAGGUAUCAUACAUGGAGCAUUUGUGAAUGCACCCAGCUCCAACACCCAGUUGUCAUCACCAGGCACCAAGGGCUGCUUAUUUUUUAUGUGUAAGGGGUGCCUGGCUCAAAUCUAGGGCCAAAGGCCCUUCUGCCUGUUAGGCUAGCCCUGCUGGGUAGCAUCCCAGCAUAACUCAUUGCCCAGAUCCCUCCUCAUGACUAGACAACAACAAAAGCAGUGCUCACCCCACAUCUGCCCCCUAAAAGGCUGGUCCCUGACCAUACAGCUCUAUACAGCUCAUCUGACUGAAGAAAGAAGAGAGGCCUCUGGCCUGAGCCCACUGGGCUGCUGCCUCCUUGCAGCCACGUCCUGGGUUCAGCUGCAGCCACAGUCUAUUAGGGCACUGCAUGUGGUCCACCAUAUGUUGUGGGGCUCAAACUCCCAUCAGCUCCCCAGGCAGCAUGGCCAAAAGGGGAUGAGUUGCAGUCCAACAACCUCUGACCGGCUGCUGAUUCCCCACCCAACCAUAUGUCAAGGUGCAGGGGACAACCCCUGUCUAUCACUGUCCUACAAUAAAGCUUAUAUUGUGGUGGUGUUUUUUUCAAAUUUUAUUUUUAAAUUUCAAACUCAGAUUGAAAUUUAGAUAGAAGAAGGGGUCGGAUAUCUGAACUCUUAUGUUUUAAGUCCUAGCUUUAUAAGUCCCAGUCACAGAUGCACCCUUCUUUGGCGAUCCCUCGUAGCCAAGUAAGGUUGUCUUCCAUGAACACGGUUUUAACAGUGAGUCCGUAAGUGACUGGAGGCUAAUUCUGGAUCCACACAUCCUUCCACAGUAGGUUUCCGGGCAGGAGUUGAUCACGGUGAGGGUUUGCCAAACGUGCCUUCCUCUUAGCAUGUUUCUCCCUUUCGUCCUGAGUUCGAGCGUCUUGAAAGCCCACAGCACCUUUGGUAAAGGCUGUUCUCCAACUGGAGCGCUCACAGGCCAGUGUUUAUACUAGAUUUUUUUAGAUUUGCCUUGAGACAAUCUUUAAACCUCUUUCGUUGACCACCAGCAUUAUGCUUUCCAUUUUUAAGUUCAGAAUAGUUGCUUUGGAAGAUGAUAAUCAGGCACCCGCAGAACAUGACCAGUUCAACAAAGUUGAUGUUGAAGAAUCAUUGCUUCAACACUGGUGAUCUUUGCUUCUUCCAGUACACUGGUAUUAAUUCGCCAGUCUUCCCAAGUGCUGUGUAAAAUAUUUUGGAAACACCAUUGAUGGAAUCUUUCGAGGAGUUGGAGAUGACAUUAAUAAGUGGUCCAUGUUUCACAAGCAUACAGUAAGGUUGGUAGUACAAUAGCUUUGUAAACAAGCAUUUUGGUUUCCCUGCGAAUGUCGCAGUCCUCAAACACUCUGCACUUCAAUCGGGAGAAAGCCGCACUUGCAGAGCUCAGGCGAUGCUGGAUUUCAGCAUCACUGUUGACUUGUGGAAAGAUAACUGCCUAGGUAGGAGAAGUGAUGGACAUUUUCCAACGUUACACCAUUGAGUUGGAUUUGUGGCGCUGCAGAGGGGUUAUUUUGUACUUGUUGGUGCAGCACUUCGGUUUUUUGGAUGUUGAGCGACAGGCCAAGCUUUUCGUAAGGUUCUGUGAAGAUAUUUCGGAUGGUUUGGGGGUCAUCCUCUGAGAGUGCACACACUACGUUGUCAUCAGCAUACUGAAGCACUAUGACGGAAGUUAUGGUAACCUUACUCUUUGCUUUCAGCCUGCUCAGAUUGAAGACCUUUCUUUCCAUCUGUUCGAUACAUGAUUUCUACCCCAGUGGUGAGUUUCCCUUCAACAAAGUGUAGGAUCAUGGCAAUGAAAAUAAUGAAUAGCUUUGGGGCAAUAACACAACCCUGUUUAACACCUGAUCCCACUGUGAAUGGUUCACUUUGAGAGUCAUUGUUAUCUGCAAUUGUUGCUGUCAUAUUAUCAUGGAGGAGCCGAAUGAUGUUCACAAAUUUAUCUGGACAGCCAAUUUUCAGAAGGACAGUCCACAGGGCAUUAUGAUUUGCAGUGUCAAAAGGUCAAUAAACACCAUAUACAGG
Molecule: messenger RNA, 23056 nt
Organism: Podarcis lilfordi (Lilford's wall lizard)
Lineage: Eukaryota; Metazoa; Chordata; Lepidosauria; Squamata; Lacertidae
Source: the annotation of a GenBank genome assembly